AUUUCUUCACUUAGAGAGAGAGACAUUCCAGCCUUAAAGUGUGAGAGAAAUGACGACAAUCGUUGAGGAACUGGUAACACAGGGGGUAAACUCGUUGGUCCGAAUUGUGUCGGACAACGUGACGCUGGUUCGUGGCAUAGAUUCUGAGAUAAAAGAUCUCACCUCCGACAUCCAAAUGUUCAACGCCAGGCUCAUAGAAGCUUCCAAGAACCCAAGAGCCGAUGACCACCAGGUUUUGAGACUAAUAGUGAAUAAAUUUGGAAGCGUUGUGAAUGAAGCCGAGGAUACGAUUGCCGACUACGUUGUACUGAAGAAGAAACACGGAAACAAUUUCUUCUUAAAAUCUUUGGAUAAGACCCCAUAUUGUGGAAAGGUGAAUGGGUAUGCGAGCGAGAUCCAGUCCAUUAGGACAAAGAUGAAUGCAAUUCGCCAAGACCAUGAAAAAGAGGUUCAAGACCUGAUGCAGUACGAAAUCAAAGAGCAGGACAAGGCUGUGAAAACUUUCCACCAGGAUCGACCAAUCGUGGAGAAAAAUGAGGUUUUCGGCUUUGAAAAAGAUUUGAAAGACAUGAAGGCUCGUUUGUUAGAGGCGUCCAAUAAUUUUAUUGUGAUCCCAAUUGUUGGGAUGCCUGGUACUGGAAAAACUACAUUUGCCUCGAUGCUUUUUAAUGACCUAAGAAUUCUCAACAAUUUGGUUUGCAUUUGGGUUCAUGUUUCAAAAUGGUGUGAUAUAAAACAGAAAUUCAUCAGCAUCAUAUAUCAAAUCACCAAGAGUACCGAAGACUUAACCACCAAGUCGGAAGAAAUUCUGAAAGGUACCAUUCAGAACCGGUUAAAGGAUCAAAAAUACUUCAUUAUAUUGGAUGAUGUAUGGAGAAAAGAAGAUUGGGAUUCAUUACAAACUGCAUUCCCUAAAAACAUGAAUGGAAGUAGAGUCGUGCUGACUACCCGACAUGACAAUGUAGUUGAUUCUAUCUGGAAAUCUCAUAAUUUAGGAAUGUUAAGUGAUGAUGAUGGUUGGUUGCUUAUAAAAAAUAAUGUUUUUGGUACCGAGGGAUGCAAUGACAAGUUUUUAGCUAUUGGGAUGGAAAUAGCAAGAAAAUGCAAGGGAUUACCACUUGCUCUAGCAGUGGUAGCUGGUAUCCUACGAAAAUGCAGAACUUCUACAGAUUGGCAACGAGUGGCUGAAAAUCCGCUUCUAGAAAUCAAUCGAGAAUACCAAAGUUACCAUGAGAUAGUUAAGAUGAGCUACAAUGAUUUGCCUCAUGAAAAGUUGAAAAAUUGUUUCCUAUAUUUUGCAUAUUUUCCUAUGGGGCAUGAGAUUGCUAUAUGGAAGUUGGUUUGUUUGUGGAUUGCUGAAGGAUUCAUUCCAACAAUAAAUGAGUGGGAAUACCGUAUUAAUGCCGAAGUUGAAGCUCAAAAAUAUUUGGAUGAUCUUAUUGAUAGAAAUCUUGUGACGUUGAUAAAAAGAAGAGCAGAUAGUCAAAUAAAAACAUGCCGAAUCCAUGAUACGUUGCAUGAGUUCUGCAAAAGUGAAGCUGCAAGGAAAAAAUUAUUCCUUGUAAUGGAUAAGGAGCAAAGCAGGUUAGAUGAGAAUACUUGUUCAGCUCGACGUCUUUGUUUUCACUCUUUUACUGAUGACGAAAAUAAAUCAUCCAUUCUGUUAUCUCCAUUUGGGAAACAUAUCCAUUCUUUGUUUCUGUCUUCCCCACAAAAGAGUGAGGUUCGUCUUGCACCAGAUGAAUUAACAACCAUCCCAAACAUUUUUCCUCUUCUUAGGGUGUUGAAUAUUGAAUACAUUGAGUUUGUUAACAACAUGUUGCCGAAAGAGGUUUAUAGGUUAUAUCUUCUCAAGUAUAUUGCUAUCUCAGGCAAUCUCAACCUCCUCCCAAAAUCAUUCAAAAAUCUGGUUGAAUUGGAGACUUUAGUGAUCAAAACCACAGCAAGGACACUACAAAUUGUAGGAGGCAUAUGGAACAUGGAAAAGUUAAGGCAUGUAUGCACCAACACCUCUGCGCAAUUACCCUUUCCUCCCAAAACAAGCAAAGCUAACUCUGGAGGAAAAAAUAUCCUCACACUUUCUACAAUAUCACCAGAAAGCUGCACAAAAGAAAUCUUUAGAAGAACCCCCAAUCUCCAAAAAUUGGGUGUUCGUGGGAAUUUAUCCCAACUUCUAGAGGGAAAGCAAGAAACUUGUCUGUUCAACAAUCUUCAAUUGCUAAAGCGCCUCUUAAACUUGAAACUGUAUGGCCAGCACAACGAAGGGUUAACAGUCCCAAUGCUAGACAAGUUUGCAUGUAGGUUAAAAAAGUUGAGCUUCUCCGGCACACGGUUUGAGUGGAAAGACAUGAGAGUAUUGGGGUUGUUGGAGGAGCUUGAGGUGCUCAAGUUGGAUGACUAUGCAUUCAAGGGGGAGAAUUGGGAACUAAGCAAUGAUGUUGUUUUCAAAAGGCUUCAAUAUUUGCGCAUUGGAAAGACAAACCUAAAAACUUGGAUGGUCACAGAGAAUAGCUUCCCAACUUUAAGAAGUCUAAACCUUCAAAAUUGUAGCUCCCUAUUAAAAAUUCCACAAGCUUUUGCUAAGGUACAUACCCUUAAGGUGAUGGUAUUAUUUAACGUGAGAGAAAGUGCAACUCAGUCCGCGAAAGGGGUAAGAGAAAGCAUAAAAAGCGGUGGAUUCAAGCUCAACAUAACCUCUGUAAAGCAAAGAGCACUAUAUCGCACCUCUGUGAAGGAUCAGAAGGCUCGUAACGAGGCCAUGAAGAUUGCCGUAAGGUUCUCAGGAGUUGAAUCCGCAUCUAUUCAAGAGAAGGGGCACUUAGAGGUGAUCGGCGACUUCGACGCGGUGCAACUGGUCUGCAAGCUGAGGAAGAGAUCGAGGCAGGCGGAGCUUAUAAGCGUCGGCCCCGUUAAUUAUGAGAAAAAGGAGGAGAAGAAGGCGGAGACGCCAGUACCACAAACCAACACCUCUACUUCGUCACAAGAAAUUGAGCAUAAACAAUCAUAUGGGCAGAAAAAUGCUAGUCCCAGUGGAUUCGACCGCCCUAGCACCUCUACUCCGUCACAAGAAAUAGUUUCUGAUGAUGAUUAAUUGUCCGGACAACGACGUGAAUUGCUUUCUUGAAA
Ipomoea triloba (trilobed morning glory) is the source of this 3126-nucleotide messenger RNA. Its product is annotated as putative late blight resistance protein homolog R1B-17. NCBI's taxonomy places the organism in Eukaryota, Viridiplantae, Streptophyta, Magnoliopsida, Solanales, Convolvulaceae. Bases 50 to 3091 code for a protein of 1013 amino acids. Gene Ontology annotation, molecular function: ADP binding. The transcript is spliced from 6 exons. The record is from RefSeq and is a predicted model, not a curated record. Gene Ontology annotation, biological process: defense response to other organism.